GUAUUUCUCUAGAAAAAGCUAGUAACAAUGAUAACUAUCUUAACUCUGUAUUUACCGAAUUUUUUUAUUUCGAUAUCUAUUCGAAAAACUACGUAUAAAAUGGGGAAAUUCGUCCGUAAACUUAACAUUUGUUUUGUUUAAAUUGCACCAUGAAGUGGUUAAUUGUUGUGGCAUUCUGCUUAUUUUCGUCAGCUUUUGCUUUCGAAAAAAAUCUUCAAUUUGACGGGCAUAGAGAUAUUGUGGAUAGAUUGAAAGAGGAAUUGGUGAACCCUAAAUUGGGUGUUUCAGGUGUUUCUGCUAUAAUUAACGAAUAUGCAGACAGGCUUUUAGCGAAUUUGGAUAAAAAAAUCACUAAUAGUAGUUUAGAUCCUUUGGAUAUUCCUGGGUAUGAUCAAAAAUUUUUGGGUGAAGAGACAAAAUUGAGCAAAGGAAAACUUCAUGGCUUGUCCACAUUACAUCGCUAUAAAGAUUGCAUUAUAACUUACGAAAGAACCGAGGACGUGUUAACUGUACAAAUUCCCAUACAAUUUAAUGACAUUUCGUUUACCUAUGAUUAUUUGAUCAAAGUAAUUUUGAUCCCUUACAAAGGCGGUGUAACGGGAAAAAUGACCAAUUUUAGGAUGAAUUAUGUUUUCAGUUUGGAUUUAAACACUUACCAUGUGGCUUUGAAAACAUCUGAAAUAACCCACUCUGGAUUUAAAAAAUUCAAUUCAUUAUAUCGCAUCACUAUGAAAUUUUUGGUGUUUUUCGUGGCUUGCAUCGCCUUGGCCAAGGCCAAUUAUGCUGAAUUAAUUUCGCAAAAGUAUGAAAGCAGCACUUUUGAGAUCCCCCAAGAUGUUGCCGAAGAUUUUUUGGUCCUUGCAAGAGCAGCUGAACAAGGGCUCGAAUCUGGAACAUCCGCUGUUAUAAAUAAUUACACUGACAGACUUUUGUUAAACAUUGGUAAAUUUAUCGUGCACUCUGGUAUGGACCCCAUGGAAUUGCCUGAGUUGAACCAAAAAUUGAUCCCAGUGGGUCAUUUCUACCUUACUGAAGGAUGGCUUCAAGACACCUCCACCAUUGGUAGAUACGGAGAUGUAAUUGUAAGCUACAGCCAUGACAAAAAAUUCUCCAUUGAGAUGCCACUCUUGUUCGACGAUCUUCAACUGACCUACAACUACAAGGUCAAAGUAGGUCUUGUCUCCUACAAGGGCGAAGUUCUCGGCAAAAUUAAGAACCUAAAAAUGAAAGCGAUCCUCGACUUCGACUUCAACACCUACCAGGCUUCUCUGAAGAAAUUCGACAUGACCAAAACCGGAACCCUAACCCUGAAAUUCACCGGAAACGUUCUCGUUGAUUGGCUCGUCAACGCAAUGAGUUCAGCUGUUUCACUGCUCCUUCACCCAAUCAUCACCAGAAUCAUGACAAACUUAGUCAAGUUGCCACUUGAAUCUGUUGUCAGCAUGGUCAACAAUCUUAUCAACAGCAUUUUGUUCCCCGCUACUACCACACUGGCACCUGUGCUUUUGUAAGACAAUUCAUUUAAUAAAUUAUUUUAAUUAUUUGUUUGUAUCAUUCAUUAAAUCAGUUAAAACUAUAACGGCUGAUGACAGUGCGCUAUGGACG
Molecule: messenger RNA, 1605 nt
Organism: Brassicogethes aeneus
Lineage: Eukaryota; Metazoa; Arthropoda; Insecta; Coleoptera; Nitidulidae
Source: the annotation of a GenBank genome assembly